AUGGCCAAAGAGCUGGACCCAGACACAAACAAGGAUGAUAUCGAACGCCUGUGCGACAAGCAGGCAGCAGCGCUGAAGGAGCUACACGGCCCCAGGCCUGCGCUCACCCAGCAAUCCGUCACGGGCCACACAUUCGAGGAGUUGGAGUCGCAGAAAAAAGUUAUCGAGCAGAAGCUGGUGGCGCACAAUGAGGCCAUCACGGACGCUCAGGAGCUCGAGAAGCGGCUGGCAAGCCCGGCCCGGGCCGCCGACGCGCUGGACAGGGAACAGCUCGCCAAAGCCCCGGAGGCCAAGGCGAUGCUCGAGUCCGCCUCGUGGAACCCGUGCAUGGAGAUGCUCGAG
This is a messenger RNA of Prorocentrum cordatum, 342 nucleotides long. NCBI's taxonomy places the organism in Eukaryota, Dinophyceae, Prorocentrales, Prorocentraceae. The record is from the annotation of a GenBank genome assembly.